Necator americanus (New World hookworm) is the source of this 429-nucleotide messenger RNA. RefSeq lists its product as uncharacterized. Gene Ontology annotation, molecular function: nucleic acid binding. The transcript has a single exon. Lineage: Eukaryota; Metazoa; Nematoda; Chromadorea; Rhabditida; Ancylostomatidae. The coding region runs from base 1 to 429 and encodes 142 amino acids. The record is from RefSeq and is a predicted model, not a curated record.
AUGUCCUUAGUGAGCCAUAUCUCACGUUGUAAACAUCACAUCGGGUCAUACUAUACGGUGAUUCCAAUGUGGAAUUACGAGAAAAAAGCUGGGGGAAAAGAUCGUAGUGGACGAUUCCCUUCCAAUGGCGAUGAGCCGUCCAAAAUCGCCAAGGCCGGAUUUACGGCCAAGAGGGUUUUGCUAUGUGUUUUGUGGGAUUACAAGGAAAUCAUCCAUUAUGAGCUCCUCCCAUCGGGCCAAGCAGUCAAUUCAGACCUCUACCGUCAGCAAAUGAUCAGACUGAAGCAGGCGAUCGACCGGAAGCGGCCAGAGUUGGCCUUAAGAAAGCUGUUGUGUUCCAUCAAGGUUACCCAGGCUGCACACAUUUUUAACGACGCGUCAGAAGCUCCGAGAGCUUGGAUGGGUAGUUCUACCGCAACCGCUGUAUAG